GACACAAAGAUCUGUACAAGAACGUCAUGAUGGAGGAUCACCAGCCACCAAUUAAAGAAGAGAGAACAACUCCCAGUCCUCUUCUUCUACAGGAUGAGAGAUGUCCCAGUCCUCUUCUUCUACAGGAUGGUUCAGAAGAACAUCAAAUCAUUCCAUAUGAUGAUCAGAUAGAUGGAAAUAAGGUUUUAAAUCUGGGUAAAGAUCUGAACAAUAUUAAGGCUGAAGAUGCAUAUGUGAGGAGUGAUGAGCAGAUCAUAGAGGACAUUCCCACCGAUAACCACCCAGAUGACUGUACCAGGAGCUCAAAGAAACACGUGAUGUUAUCAGAUUUUAGAACAGAUGAUUGUGGUGUCACAGCAGAUACAUAUGAAGAGCUUGCCAUUAUCUCAGAUGUAUCAUCAGCAGCUCACAGCAAAGAUCUAUCAUCUGAUCCUUUGGAUGGAUUUCAAUCUUCUGAUUUAUCACAGACUGUUAAGCAAAAUAAAAGCCACAGAAGAAGUGUUCAUCAUCAAAGAAGUCAUACAGGGGAGAAUACUCUUUCAUGCUCAGAAUGUGGGAAAGGUUGUAAAUCUAAAUCAGAUCUUAUUAGACAUAAGAGAACUCACACAGGGGAGAAGCCAUUUUCAUGUUCAGAAUGUGGGAAAUGCUUUCAGCAGAAAUCACAUCUUCUUAACCAUCAGAGAAUUCACACAGGGGCGAAGCCAUUUGCUUGUUUACAAUGUGGGAAAUCUUACACACAGAAAUCAUGUCUUGUUAUACAUGAGAGAAGUCACUCAGGGGAGAAGCCAUUUUCUUGUUUAGAAUGUGGGAAAUGUUUCACUGAUAAAUCAACUUUUGGUAAACAUCAGAGAGGUCACACAGGGGAGAAGCCAUUUUCUUGUUUAGAAUGUGGGAAAUAUUUCAUAUAUAAAUCAAAUCUAGUUGUACAUCAGAGAAUUCACACAGGGGAGAAGCCGUUUUCAUGUUCAGAAUGUGAAAAACAUUUUAACCGUAAAUCACAUCUUGUUAGACAUCAUAGAAUUCACACAGGGGCGAAGCCAUUUUCUUGUUUAGAAUGUGGGAAAUGUUUUACUAAUAAAUCAACUCUUGUUAAUCAUCAAAGAAGUCACACAGGGGAGAAGCCAUUCUCAUGCUCAGAAUGUGGGAAAUGCUUUACUUAUAAAUCAACUCUUGGUAUACAUGAGAGAAGUCACACAGGGGAGAAACCCUUUUCUUGUUUAGAAUGUGGGAAAUGUUUUACUUAUAAAUCAACUCUUGCUAAACAUCGGAGAACUCACACAGGGGAUAAGCCAUUUUCUUGUUUAGAAUGUGGGAAAUGUUUUAUAGAUAAAUCAACUCUUGUUAAACAUCGGAGAAUUCACACAGGGGAGAAGCCAUUUUCUUGUUUAGAAUGUGGGAAAUCUUACAGACAGAAAUCAUGUCUUGUUAUACAUGAGAGAAUUCACACCGGGGAGAAGCCAUUUUCUUGUUUACAAUGUGGGAAAUCUUUUAUAAAGAAAUCAUGUCUUGUAAAACAUCAGAGAAUUCACACUGGUAAGAAGCGAUUUUAAUGUUCAAAAUGUGGUAACUAGAGAUGAGCGAUCUUUUGAAAAUUUAAAUUCUGCAGCUUGGUCAAAGUUCAACAAGAAAUUUUGAUUUGUUCCGAAUGAAUUUGUCACGAAUAUGUUAAAACUCCAUUUAGCCUAGCAAUCAAUGAGACCAUUUUUAACAGGCCUUUAGACCGAAGCACACCCAUCUAACAGCCAUAAAAAAUGGUAAUACGCUCAUAUGCACAUAUAGCUUUUUGUUUGCACAGGGACUGUCUGCUUUUCUCUUGAUUGAAAAAGACCUGCAGAAGUACCUGCGCUUAGCAUGAUGACUUCACCAUGUGAUCAUGCUAGGAGAGCACAGUGACAUCAUCACAUUGAGCGCAGGUCCUUUGACAGCUCUUUUUUUAGUCAAGAGAGGAGCUGACUGCCUCUGCGCAAGCAAGUGGAUGAGGUGAGUGAAAAAAGUUUUUCCCCCUCCCCCAUGACGGCACCCAUGCGAGGAGGACCUCCCAUCUGGGGCAGGAAACCUGAGGAUAUAAAAAUGUUCACACCCCCACCACACCUCAGUUCAGGUUUCCUGUCCUCCGGAUGGGAGAUCCUGAGGUUCUUACCAAAUUACAUCUCAGGGGCUGGGGGGAUCCAGGUCUGUGCACCGCAAUGGACGCAUCCCGGGCAGUGUAAGUCUCCUGAGGGAGCAACUGCCAAAGACUGCACCCUCCUGGCCUCUGGAGGGACCGAUGUGGCCGUGUUCAGGCGGGGGUCCAGUGUGCGGCGGUUGUAGAGAGGCAGCACGGCCUUACUCCAAGAUGGGACUGCGCAACUUCCAGUGCGGACUGCGCAACUUCCAGUACGUCACUUCCGGUGACGUCACAAACCCGGAAUUACCGGGAUUAGGCGCUAAUUUUGAAAAAAUCCAACAGGAGGUGGCCGAGGCGCGUUAUAAAUGCGGCAGCAGGAGAGGACAGCCAGCCUGCAAGCAAGGAAUCCAGACGGAAGAUGUCAGAACCUGCGGAUUCAGGGCGCGCCGACCCCAGUGAACCCUUGAGGCCUUCUAGUCCAGUACUGGUCCUAAGGAGUGGGGGACAACCGCUGGAGGGUAAGACCCAUCCGUAUUGUAGGUUCCUAAAAAGGCGUCGGAGAAGUCCAAGCACAAGGAGUGUGGGGAAUGCAGGGUCCCGUUACCUUCCUCCUAUUGUCACCGCCAGUUCUGUGAGAAGGUCUGGCAGACGUCCUUCUCUACCUCUUGCAUGAUGUUCUUUGUUUUGGUUUCACUUUGUCAUCUCCUUUCCUUCUCCCAGGUGUCACCUAUUUAGAC
Messenger RNA from Bufo gargarizans (Asiatic toad), 2844 nucleotides. Its product is annotated as gastrula zinc finger protein XlCGF26.1-like. Gene Ontology annotation, molecular function: DNA-binding transcription factor activity, RNA polymerase II-specific; RNA polymerase II cis-regulatory region sequence-specific DNA binding. The transcript is spliced from 4 exons. Gene Ontology annotation, biological process: regulation of transcription by RNA polymerase II. NCBI's taxonomy places the organism in Eukaryota, Metazoa, Chordata, Amphibia, Anura, Bufonidae. The coding region runs from base 27 to 1550 and encodes 507 amino acids. Gene Ontology annotation, cellular component: nucleus. The record is from RefSeq and is a predicted model, not a curated record.